This is a messenger RNA of Paramecium octaurelia, 2954 nucleotides long. The record is from the annotation of a GenBank genome assembly. Lineage: Eukaryota; Ciliophora; Oligohymenophorea; Peniculida; Parameciidae.
UAUUAAUGCAAGGAAAACAUAACUUUAUAUUUUCAUUGGACGGAGAGCAAAAAUCAUUCUUUGUUUCAAAUUUGGAUGUCGCAUCCUUUUGUCGUUUGAUUCGUUCCGCAUUUUAAGUUGAUAAGACUAUCACAGCAUUAUAAGAUGCGUAAGGUAAAUGCAACGAUAUAAUAGGAAACAUUUGCGAUUUACAUUAUUUUUGCAAUAAUCUGCACGCUCACAAGGAUAAAUUCUACAUUAUAUUGACCGAACAAAGGAAAGCUGAAAGACAGAGUAGAAAGUCUCAUAAAAGUAAAAACUCCAGAGUGCUAACAACAAAUGAUGAACCUUCAUACUAUGUUGAAUUUGGAGCCUUCUUAUAAGAAAUCCAGCAAAUAAGAUUCAGGUAUUUUUGAAGAGUCAUCUAGUCCCCAACAUCCAGUUUUGACAAUAGUGUUGGUAUUUGACAAUGAAUACUAGGCUGGCAUCUUCGGUCAGCCCAUAGUAAUGAGAAUCUACAAAACAUUUGCGUUUCUCUAAGCCUAUUACACAAUAAUCUAAGAGGAGGAAUCUGAUUCUUUGUUAUUAACGGUUUUUGAAAAUUAAAUUCUCAAACAUGAAAUGGAGAUGAAAAUUAAUCAUUCCGUAGCUGAAGAUGUGUGCUAUUAGAUUGAGCAAUUGCUUUGUGAGGAAGAAGAGCCAGAACCUAUAUUAUAAGGUAGUUUUGCUACUCCUAAUAGUAAUGCAAACAACAACAUCCCCUUGAUUGUCACUAGGGGGAACGAGAAAUAGAUUUUAUAGGUGGAGGCAAAUGAUAACUUUCAUUCAAGUUAAGGCAAAAGAACACAUGGGUAUAAUUUGUGUUAAUAAGUGUAAUGAGGGUAAAGAAGGCAGUUGACAAAUUUCGAAAUCGAUUCGAAUCCAGAGAAUAUGAAUACCUCUUAGGAUUAAUUAUAGGCUAAGAUCAAUCAGUCUUUGCUGCAUAUCAAUUAUUUUAAAAAUAACAAGACGACGAGAAUUUCAUUAGAAAUUUGAAAUCACUCCUACCUCAAGAGGACAACAAUAACCUUUCGUUGUAAAAAUGAUAUAUUUUGUUAAUUAGUUAAAACAAUCUCAAAUUCAUCACUAGUCCCAGUCGAAGUGAUCUUCAUUAAUCUGUUAACUUCCCCUAUGAUUGUAAUCCAACUCCAGGUUUGAGAUCAACUGUGACAAUAAUGGAAUAAUUACUUAGUUCAGGAGAUUUAGAUUCAAUCGAGUCUGGAAUGUUGAGAGAAUUGAGAAUGGACAGUGAUUUGGACGACUUGGUAAAAAGCCUUAUGGAAUACCCUCAAGAUGUACAAUAAUAUCCCAUUUUAUAAGGUUCUACUUUAAAUAAUAAGACAAUAUUUGCAAAGCCUAUUUUAGUAAGAAAUAACUAAGAAUUUCAAUUCUCAUUAGGUAGAGUACUUUCUAUAAGAAAAUGCAAAUAAAUAAAAUCCCAUUUAUGAGGGAUUUCAAAGAUUUGGAUAAAAUGGAUAAUUAUAGGAGCUAUUUUUGCUCCUGAAAGACAAUGUUGGACAAUUAGAAUAAUAAUUAAGAGAAGAAAAUAGCUAUUCUUAUUAUUUGAUGCAUAAACGACGUAAGGAUAGUCAAGAUGAACAUUUCCAUUUCCAUUUAAAUUUACCUUAAGUUAAUUAAUAGGAAGAACGAAAAUUAAGUGUUGAUUCAUAAGUAUUAGAGAGCAAGAAAGAAAUCAACUUUAUUGAUAGAUAUCAUGUCAAAGUGUUACAAAAAUACAGUAAUGAAGAUUAUGAAAAACUGUUUAUGACUGUUUAUGAUCAAUGUAGCAAAUUCUGUGAUGAACACGAAAAAGCCAAAUUACAUGGAUUUUAUACUGCUUAAAAUUAAAGGCUACUAGAAAUCUUAGAUAAAUAUGGAUAAAGAUAUGAUAUCGAUUGCAUUAAAUCAGAUAUCAACGAUUUAUUAACUUUACAAAAUAAAAAAAUUGAUGAAAUCCCUUCACCUACUCAUGGAGCUGUUAUUGAACCAAAAAUGCAUAAAUAUUAAAAUUUCAAAUUUAUUAUAAAUUUUUUAUACGAGAUUGAUAAAGUCAUUACUCUAAGGUAAGCAAAGGCAUUUUAUUAUUUAUAUUCAAUUGAGGAUAUGUCUGUUAUGGCAGCUUAUGAAGUGUAUUGCGAAACAAAGGAAUAAGACGAGUUUUUAAAUACUCUAAACCUCAUAUUCAAGGUGUAUUCAUCCUCUUCUAGAUUUGACUUCAAUGAAAUCGAGUAGUUUGAUAGUUUGAUUGAACAGCAAUUAACUAUUCUGUUUGCCUACAGAAGGUGUUUGAAUCAAGAACAAAGGUUGGCAUUGGAAUAAGUAAUAUAUCAAAUGAUAUUGUUAGAAUAUGAUCUCAGAUAAUACAUUAUUGAAACUCUUUAGGGAUUUCCUUAGAUAGAGAGAUCAGAGGGUAUUCAUCUAGAAGUUAUCAGAUUUUGCAAAUAGUCAAAUUGAAAAGUAAAAAGACAAUUAAUCAAUGGAUCCUUACAUGAAGAAGAUCGAUUAAAAUAAUCAACAUAAAGAUUUAAUAAAAGACAUCUGUGCUAAAUUCUUAAAGACAAAGGUGAAAUAAAUUGAUCUUCUGAUGGAUGCAAUUGACAAGGACAAUAUUAUGCUGAAAUCUUCAUUGGAAGUCUAUGACUACAAUUUAGAUAAAUAAGAUUUAGUAGAAAAUAUCCAGUUAAUCUAUAAUUACAUCUUAAAAUCUAAUGUGAAAAGCAUAUUGAAAGCAAACUUAAUUGAAUUAGGUAGAUCAAAAACUGAUGUAAGUAUUUUAGUGAUGAUUAAUAGUUAACCUACUUAUUAAGAAAUAUUAAUCAAGAUGAGCCAAUUCUUAAAGGAGCGUUUGAAUUGUAUUUCUAAACUAAAGAUGAAGCAGAACUCAAGGAUACUAUUAGUCGAAUACUCAAAUUUAGCAAUAUUUGAUUAUUAUUAUU